UCUGCUCUUGUUGAAGUUUUUCAGUCUCAUCUCGAACUCCACCAGACCACCAUCAUGAAAUUUGUUGCUCUCGCUCUCGCCCUUUUGCUGGCAGUCGGCUCUCAUGCCGCUUCCCUGCAGGCCGAUGCACCAAACCAGCUGGACCACAUCCGUUCAGUUAUGAAUGUGUACAUGGCUCAGGUGAAGGACAGUGCCAACAAAGCCCUGGACCACCUCGAUGACGCCGAGUACAGUGAGCUCAAGACCCGCGUGUCUGGCCGCAUUGAGGAGAUGUUCAACCAGAUCAAGGCUCUGCAGGUUAGCGUGGCCCCCAUCACUGACACCGUGGUCACCACCAUCUCUGACGCCACCGCCGACUUCCGCUCCUCCGUCAUGACUGACAUCGACAACCUGAAAGCCGACCUGGAGCCCAAGCGUGUUGCCCUGAAGGAGGUCCUCGACAGGCACAUUGAUCAGUACUACCAAGCCCUUGAGCCCCUCAUCACAGAGUACUCCAGCAAGCACCAGGCAGAUAUGGAAGUCCUGAGGGUCAAGAUGGAGCCCAUUGUGGAAGACAUGCGCAACAAGGUGAUGACCAACGUUGAGGAGACCAAGGACGCCCUGAUGCCCAUUGUGGAAGCUGUGCGUACCAAGCUCUCUGAGCGCCUGAACCAGCUGAAGGUGAUGGUUAGCCCCUACGUCACGGAAUACAAGGAUCAGCUGAAGCAGGCCUACGACCAGGCACAUGGCAUCAACACCGAUGACCUCGCUGCCCUGAAGGAGAAGAUUACACCUCUGGCUGAUGACAUCAAGAUAAAGCUCAACUCCAUCUUCGAGAUCGUGGCUGCUUCUAUCAACAAGAGCUAAAUCCUUUCUACCUUGUUCCUGUAACUAAUCUCACCUACCUAUCAGUCCUAGACCCAUUCCACCUUUCUCUCCAUUCCUUCUUUUCAUAAAAGCGCAGCCAGACCACCUCCCAAAAUGAAGCCGGUUGCCUAACUUGUUGCAUUUCUUUGCAACAAAAUGGCGGGACUCUUGCUCUCUCUCUACUCUCCGAUGCAAACACCUUGCUUUUUGCGCUCAUGCUCAAGCACAUGCAAGCAACAGACACACACAAACUCAGCACACACAUGCUUUACUCUUUGCACACCGCGAGCCAACUGCUUACGUUUUGUGUAGAAAUUGUAUGUGAGUGCCUGAAACUCUGUGUAAUGAUGCUUGUAUGAUAAAAACUGUGCUUCGACGAAAUACAACUCAAUAAACAAAUGACUUGUUUAUACUAA
This is a messenger RNA of Anoplopoma fimbria (sablefish), 1262 nucleotides long. RefSeq names its product apolipoprotein A-I-like. Gene Ontology annotation, biological process: lipid transport; lipoprotein metabolic process. Gene Ontology annotation, cellular component: extracellular region. The transcript has 4 exons. The record is from RefSeq and is a predicted model, not a curated record. Gene Ontology annotation, molecular function: lipid binding. NCBI's taxonomy places the organism in Eukaryota, Metazoa, Chordata, Actinopteri, Perciformes, Anoplopomatidae. The coding region runs from base 55 to 846 and encodes 263 amino acids.